Messenger RNA from Melospiza georgiana, 1432 nucleotides. RefSeq names its product Y-box binding protein 3 (gene YBX3). Gene Ontology annotation, biological process: regulation of gene expression. The record is from RefSeq and is a predicted model, not a curated record. Gene Ontology annotation, molecular function: nucleic acid binding. Gene Ontology annotation, cellular component: nucleus. Lineage: Eukaryota; Metazoa; Chordata; Aves; Passeriformes; Passerellidae. The transcript has 9 exons. The coding region runs from base 1 to 864 and encodes 287 amino acids.
AUGAGCGAGGCGCCGGAGACCAGCGCCGCCAGCCCUGCGCCCGCCGCGCCGCCCGUCCCGGCCGCGGCUGCCGCGCCGCCCGCGCCCGCCGUCCCGGACGCCGCUCCCAAGAGCCCCGCCAGCGCCGCCGCCCCGAGUGCGGCUGUUGCUGAGGCGGCCCCCGGCGCCGCCGCCGCAGCCACAACCACAACCGCGGCGGCCGCGUCGGCGAAGAAAGUGCUGGCCACCAAAGUUCUUGGCACAGUCAAGUGGUUCAAUGUCAGAAAUGGAUAUGGCUUUAUCAACAGAAAUGAUACCAAAGAAGAUGUGUUUGUUCAUCAGACGGCAAUAAAGAAAAACAAUCCACGGAAGUACCUGCGCAGCGUUGGUGAUGGAGAGACUGUAGAAUUUGAUGUGGUUGAGGGAGAGAAGGGUGCAGAGGCAGCCAAUGUCACUGGUCCAGAUGGAGUCCCCGUGGAAGGCAGCCGCUACGCUGCAGACCGGCGCCGCUACCGACGGGGCUACUUUGGCCGGCGCCGGGGCCCACCUCGGAGUGGUGCUGAGGGAGAAAUCAAGGAUGGGGUCACAGAAGGAGGACAACUUCAGCAAGUGCACAGGAAUCCUACCUACCGUCCCCGCUAUCGCAGAGGGCCCCCUCGCCCACGCCCUGCCCCGGCGACUGGAGAGGCUGAAAACAAGGAGAACCAUCACGAGGCCAGUGCCAUGAGCCAGCAGCCGCUGCGCCGCGGCUACCGGCGCCCCUACAACUACCGGCGCCGGCCGCGCCCAGCCAGCGCCCCGCCACAGGAGGGCAAGGAGGCAAAGACAACUGAAACACCUGCUGAAAAUCCUGCUCCAGUGACAGAGCAGAGUGGCGCUGAGUAAUGUCCGGCUCCCCAGGCACCUUUACCAUCACUCAGGUGUCCUAAAGUAUCACUCAAAAGUAACACCAAAAAAACACACAAGCAAUAAAUUGUCAACAGUGAUGAUGAAAGCAAAGAUUUGAAAUACCAAAAUGUAAAAGAAAAUUUACCAGCAGCUGAGAUCCAGGGAACGCCUACAAGACAGAUGCAUGAAGAGAGAAAGAGAGCGCGAUUCAGAAAGAACCACCUCCCUAGUUUUAACAGCAACUGUUGAGCUAUUUGAUUUUGGGGGUUUUUUUCCCUAGAAUUUCACUGUUUUGCUAGUAUUGAUUUUUUUCAAUUUUUCUUUUGGUAUCAAACUGAAAAGGGAAAAAACAAACAACCAAAGAACUAAAAUUGAAAUAAAAUGCUUUUUGUAUUGGAUGCUGGUGCUAAACCUCCCAAGUGUGAGUUUUUUUUCUGUGCCAGUCCUGUUCACUGCAGGACAUGGGGAGGACAAACUUCCGCUUUCCUUGUUAAGAUCUAUUUGAAACUGUGCAGCAUGGGUGACGUUCCUCACAAAUAAAAGUGAUUUCAACUACCAAAAAAAA